Messenger RNA from Fusarium venenatum, 594 nucleotides. RefSeq lists its product as uncharacterized. Lineage: Eukaryota; Fungi; Ascomycota; Sordariomycetes; Hypocreales; Nectriaceae. The record is from RefSeq and is a predicted model, not a curated record. Gene Ontology annotation, cellular component: nucleus.
AUGACAUCCAAGACAAUUCCCGCCAUGAAUCCUUGGGAGGUCAAUGCUCUUAACUAUGAGUUUCCUCAAGAAGGCUCCUUAAACGUCGAUGGCACAAUGAACUCUGCGGGCACUUGGCGUCGAGUUCAAGACCCUGUCAUCUACCCAGGCCUCUAUGCUCCCAGUGGUAUUGACAUCAUGUCCAUCUUGUUCCGAAUAAUGGGACGACCAAACCCCCAAGUUGUUCUGGGCCCUGUUGACUGCUCUGUCGCCCUUGUUGUUUGCGAUAUGGCCAGAGCUGAUGCUCCCGUCAUCUAUGUCUCGGACUCUUUCACUGAUCUUACCGGAUACUCUUCUCGUGAAGCUGUAGGCCGAAACUGCCGCUUCCUACAAGCACCACCUGGACAAGAGCGUCGCUCCGAUAGGAAGGGCGCAGACAAGGUCGCCUCGCAUCGCAUGCGUCAGGCCCUCAUGGCUGGAAUGGAGAUUCAGACUUCUGUCACCAACUACAAAAAAUACGGACAGCCAUUCAACAAUCUCCUGACCAUCAUUCCAGUCCCUGACGACAACAGUGGCACCUGUCACUGCAUUGGCUUUCUAUGCGAGAUGGAUUAA